CCGGUCCCUAGGAAGCAGUCUCAACAAGUCCCUUCCACGCAACUGCCUCGGUGCCCGAUGUCCUGGAAGUGGAGUGAAUAUUGGCGCCACGACAGCCUCUGUCUCUAUUGACUGCUGCCGACACCCAAGUGGCGCGAACACACCUCAAUCAGAAUCAGCUCAUUCCCCUCCCCACUUCAAUGUAAAACCGAACCGGACUGGAAACGCGGCCUGCGGAUAACUCUGAAGCUAUCCAAAUGAAAUGUUCCAAAAGAAGCCAAAGGUCCAGCACAUGUCAUGUUUAAUCAUUAGUAAAGUAAUCAAGCCCUCAAGUUGUGGAAUUUAUAAGCCACGCACCGUGAUAAGUUAUCUAUGUAAAUGAAAAUUUAAUUGUAGGCACAUCGCCUCUAUAUUAAACCGCCCUCUGCCAGCAAGCUUUCUGUCAGUUGCCAUUGGAUUGUGUGGGGAGUCUAAAGCAGACAGGACGACCAUGAAAACUUUAACCGAGAAGAUCUCUUUCGCAGCUUUUAUGAAACAAAAGCGAAUGGGACUGAACGAUCUCAUCCAGAAAAUAGCAGCUUCUCAGUCCUACGCCUGUAAACACUCAGAAGUGCCAGCCAUGUUACACGUCACUCCUAAAGAAACCGAAGCGAAUGGGGACAGCGCGUCUCCUCCGCCCAGCCCAAUGUCAGCCCAGAUCAACCUUGGUCCUUCCUCUAACCCCCAGGCAAAGCCAAGUGACUUCAACUUUCUAAAGGUGAUUGGAAAAGGAAGUUUUGGAAAGGUUCUCCUAGCGAAACACAAGUCUGACGACCAGUUUUAUGCUGUGAAAGUCUUGCAGAAAAAAGCAAUUCUGAAGAAGAAAGAGGAGAAGCACAUUAUGUCGGAGCGCAAUGUUCUGCUGAAGAACGUGAAGCACCCUUUCCUGGUGGGGCUGCACUAUUCAUUCCAGACAGCUGAUAAACUCUACUUUGUCCUGGAUUACAUAAACGGAGGCGAGUUGUUUUACCACCUCCAGCGUGAGCGAUGUUUCCUGGAACCAAGAGCAAGGUUUUAUGCUGCUGAAAUUGCCAGUGCUCUGGGUUACCUCCAUUCUCUUAACAUUGUUUACAGAGAUUUAAAGCCUGAGAAUAUUUUACUUGAUCGCCAAGGACACAUUGUUCUGACUGAUUUUGGUCUAUGCAAAGAGAACAUUGAAUCAAAUGGCACAACAUGCACUUUCUGUGGCACACCUGAGUACUUGGCUCCUGAGGUUUUACACAAGCAACCCUAUGACCGAACAGUUGACUGGUGGUGCCUGGGUGCGGUUCUCUAUGAGAUGUUGUACGGCUUGCCGCCAUUCUAUAGCAGAAACACGGCUGAGAUGUAUGAUAAUAUUCUGAACAAGCCACUACUUUUGAAACCGAAUAUUUCCAAUGCUGCUAGAGACCUGCUGGAGGGCUUGCUGCAAAAAGACCGAACAAAACGUCUGGGUGCGAAGGCAGACUUUCUGGAUAUCAAGGCCCACAUCUUCUUUUCUCCGAUAAACUGGGUUGAUUUAAAUGCCAAGAAGCUUACGCCUCCAUUUAAUCCUAAUGUGAGUGGACCUUCUGACCUGCAACACUUUGAUCCAGAGUUCACAGAGGAACCAGUUCCAAACUCCAUUGGUAGAUCACCUGAUAAUGCUCUGAUUACUGCCAGUGUUAAGGAAGCAUCAGAAGCUUUCCUGGGAUUUUCAUAUGCUCCACCGCUCGACUCCUUCCUGUAGUGAAUCAUCACAUUGAAUCGCCUGAUGGGGUUCACCUUAACUGAGCUCUAAGCUCAGUUACCAAGAAAUGGAACUUAGCUUGGAAGGAAAGUUACACAUCUCAUUGGCAGCUGCCUGGCCUUCUAUUCCAUUUCUGAGAUGAUUCUGAAAUGUUCAAGGAGCAUUUGUUGCCGUGUGGAUCUUGAAAGGUGGCUUCAACGUGCCGUGUGGCGACACACCAGAAAAAAGGGAUAGAGAGAGAAUUUUUGUCACCCAUCCAUCAUUUCAAGAUCUUUUUAUUUAAACCUGACUUGAAAACAAUGAUUGCCUGAAGUCUGUUUCAGUACACGUGCCUUUUGCAAUCAGCAAGUCCGAAGGCAUUGGAGUGGUCAUGUACAAGGGUUGUGACACAGUAUAUAGAAAUGUGAACAAUGGUGCAAGUAUGGUUCAGACUGGGCCAUGGGCCUAAUGAUUUCUGUGGUUUAAACAUUGACUUGAGAGACUUUUAUCGACACAGCAGAUCCUGCACAAUGGGGUAUAUUCAUCACAUCCGCACAAGGAAGACAAAAUGUUGUGUCGCAAUGCUGUCUCUAUUUAAUUUAACAUCUCUCCACCCAUACAAAUAUACACAAUUAAUCUCUAAAAUAGUUUACUACAAUAUGCUUGAGGCAUUGCUGCUAUAGGUAGAACUAUAAAUUGUUUCUAGGACCAAAAUGCCCCAUUGUGCUGUCUGUCUUAACUUCCAACUGGCUUCUAUGUGCUCGUAACCUUGUAUGUAUAAAGUAACUUCAUUAUUGUCUCUAACAUUCCAGAUUUUAAUGGUUAUCCCAUUUCAGCUGUGCAUAUGUAAGGAAAUCUGUAUGUUGUGAUCUGUUGCUGCACUAGUUUUAAUGUGUAUAUUUAAGACAUUACCAGUAAUGUAAAUGAUUUUUCUGUAAAAUAGAUUGUAAUUUUAAUUUGUUUUGAAAUGUACACAUUCCUGAACUAAGGUUGAGUUUGCAAUAAAUGUGAAACUAUUUUAAAAAUA
Messenger RNA from Hemiscyllium ocellatum (epaulette shark), 2732 nucleotides. It is a transcript of the gene sgk1, whose product is annotated as serum/glucocorticoid regulated kinase 1. Gene Ontology annotation, biological process: protein phosphorylation. The transcript has 13 exons. The coding region runs from base 470 to 1726 and encodes 418 amino acids. Gene Ontology annotation, molecular function: protein serine/threonine kinase activity; ATP binding. The record is from RefSeq and is a predicted model, not a curated record. NCBI's taxonomy places the organism in Eukaryota, Metazoa, Chordata, Chondrichthyes, Orectolobiformes, Hemiscylliidae.